Molecule: messenger RNA, 1091 nt
Organism: Folsomia candida
Lineage: Eukaryota; Metazoa; Arthropoda; Collembola; Entomobryomorpha; Isotomidae
Exons: 3
Coding region: 16-960 (314 amino acids)
Source: RefSeq, a predicted model, not a curated record
AACAAAUAUGCUGAAAUGUCAAGCAGAAAAUCUUACAAAAAAUAUUUCUCGUGCUCGGGAAGUGCAGCCUUAUCAAAUAUUCCUCAACGAACAAGACACAGGAAGAGGACUGCUAGGGCUUAUUUGAAUACUGUACGGGAAAACAAUAGCCCUCCUGAAUUUGAAAUUCCACCGGAGGUGGACUUUGGAAACGAGUCGUCUGACGCAAAUGAGGAUGACUCCGAUUCCAGUGAUUUAUUCAGCGAACAUGAAGUCGAAGUUGAAGAACUGUACACAGGAGCACGAAUAUCUCGGAAAGAAAGCAAUCUCUUAAUUCUGGGUUACUCAAUUCGACAUAAAAUUACCAAGACAGCACUGUCAGACUUGCUAAACUUAAUCAAUUACCAUGUUCCUCAUGGCGUUACUAUUCCAACGUCCACAUAUUUGUUUGAUAAAGAGGUCGGAGGAGAUUACAGCCGAAUUCAAAAGGUAGCUUACUGCAAAGACUGCAAAGUUGAAAUAAAGGAGGACGAUUCUAAAUGUGGCAAAUGUCAAGUUCCGACUACUUUCUCGACGUGUUUGACAAGGGGUAACUUUUUCGUUUCCUUUGACAUCAAAAAGUCCCUACAAGAUUUACUACAGAUUCAAGCCAUACAGAAAUCUUUGGCAGAAAAUUUGACUAGAAGACAGAUGGGUGCGGUGUCCGAAAUACGAGAUAUCAUAGAUGGCGAUAUGUACCACAGGCUCGGUUUGAAGGACAACGACAUAAGUUGCUGCAUCAAUACGGAUGGCGUCUCCAUAUUCAAUAGCUCAAAACACAGCAUUUGGCCUCUACUAAUAUCCAUUAACGAGCUGGGUUAUCAACUGCGAAGAAAAUUCACAAUACUUGCUGGUUUGUGGUUUGGAGAUGAAAACCAAAUUUCGAUAUUUUUCUUGCACCCUUUAUCCAACAAGCAAUCGAAUUAUCAAGAAAUGGCGUAAAUUGGAUGUUCAAAGAUGUGAAAAGAUACAGUCGUGUAUACUUACUCCCUUACUGGCAGCCGAUUCGGUAGCUCGGUGUCAACUGCAAGGAAUCAAUCAAUUCAACGGGGAACAUAGCUGCCCAUGGUGUC